Fimicolochytrium jonesii is the source of this 7785-nucleotide messenger RNA. RefSeq lists its product as uncharacterized. Gene Ontology annotation, molecular function: ATP binding; hydrolase activity. Bases 1 to 7785 code for a protein of 2594 amino acids. The transcript has 18 exons. Lineage: Eukaryota; Fungi; Chytridiomycota; Chytridiomycetes; Spizellomycetales; Powellomycetaceae. The record is from RefSeq and is a predicted model, not a curated record.
AUGACGGACAAUAUCAUCUGGAUCAAUCCUCACGAUUCUGGUUCUGUCGAAAACAGCAUGCCCGCGCUCUACGGCGUCUACGUUGUCCACCCCGUCCGAGAAAUCCUCGAGAAUGGAUGGCAACCCUUCAAAGCGGUGUUGUGCAGCUCAAUUCCCAUGCAGGGUAUUAGGCCAAGUCAGGUCGACGACGGAGGCGAUAGAAAGUAUUCAACGGCAACGAUAAUGAUUGGCGAUACCUCCACCUCUGCUCUCACCGCUUUCGUAGACUCUCUCUCUCGGGACGAUGCCGCAGUUCGUGGUGCAUGCGAGAGCGUCAAGGAGGCGUUUGCGGAGGACCCGAAGCUGGCAGUGACCAUGGCCGACGUCUGGGUCACAAAAGGAAGAUAUGUCCUAGCGACAGACUUUUUUCCCCAACUGGUCGAGGUCUUCAUCGCGCUACGCUCUGAAAACGAAGCCGAUAUAAAGGCUCUAGGAAAGAGAGUUCUGCCUGUAUUACUGGACAUGCUGCGGGAACAUGAAGAAGAUGAUUAUAUGCCGACCGCGUGGGGCUUCAUCGUUGUGAUGUUUGGAUCAGCACUGCAUAAGACUCCGCUCCUUAACGCGUUGCUGCGAGUUUUGGAGGCCGCUUUCAACAGCAAGGUGGAGGGGAAAAGACUCCAAGCUCACAAGGCUUGGAGGCGAUUGAUUGCCAAUUUUGCCGUCCAUGGUACUACGCAUCGCUCACUGCCCGUCUGCUUGGGCAAAAGCUCAUGCCAGCGUACUUUCACCAGAUCACAUCAACAACUACAAACGCUCGUGUCUGGUACUAGUCCCACUGAUGAGCACCUUCCAAUUCGAGAAAAGCUCAGCAAUCCGCAUGGAAUGCUUUCGAACACGUUCAUGAAAACAGCCGUCGAACCGGUCGCGAAACUGAUACGCAACGAUGUUCGCCUGAUCGACGCAUUCUUGAUGGCGGUCUUCUAUACCGUAGUCGGACCGGAUGGCUCACCGCCUGAUAGACCUGUGGACCCUCGGCAGGCGUUCCGCGAUAUCGAUAAGAAGCCGCUCGCGAUUUUCCUAAAUCAAAUACGAGCGAAUGGCGAGCCAUCAUCUUGGACUAUGGAGGAUCUUCGUAUUAUAUUUUCGAUUCUGCAGCUUUCCGGGAGUCGGUGCGCUGCAUCUCCUCAGCUCAGCCGUAAAGCACGUCAAGUGUGGGAACACGUGGUGCAAUACAUCAACGCACGUAUGGAACAAUCAGAUGACGAUCUGGUGGCAUUAUCUGCUGGGCUCAACCUGAUUUGGGACUUCCUGCAAAGGGAUGCGGUGGUUGAACUGGCACAACAGCUAGCAGACAAGUUUAGAAUAUCAGGGCUGCAAAGAGCGCAGCCGAGCCCCCUGGGCCAGCGGCAAGCAAAGUACGCUCAGGCACGGAAGUGUAUGAAACUUAUCGACAACAUACGACGAAUGCUUCCCGCCCACUGCAAAGGACAGGAGUAUUUGCAGGCUCUGGCGGUCAACCUUUCCACACAUUCCACGACAGGACCGGACGAUUCUCCGGCCAAGGGGUCACAUAUGAGGGCCCAAAUGCUGAUGGACAAGAUGGCUAGUGACGGGCAAGAACGCGCGCAUUCCGAUUCGAACAUUCUCUCAGAUCACAACAGCCAAGAUGACAAAAAUGUGGAUUAUGUGCCGAUCGCAGACAAGAAGCGCAGACCAGCGAGUAACGAGGAGAACAUCCUAACACCACGGCAAAUGGAGAAACGCCGAGACACGGUAGUUAUGCCCAUCAAGAUGUAUAACGGGCUGGACCGGUCACAGUCACAGCUAGCAGAACCUAUGGAAUUCGAAGAGAAAGAAAGCGCUCGGCCGCCAUCACGUCCAAGCCAUGCCGACUACACCUCGGAGGGAUCGCACACUACCGGCAGCCUGAAAACACCCACGCCGUCAGCCCAAGCAAGCCCGAAUACAACAAUCACGCAGGACGCCUAUGCGAACCAAACGCCUAUCCGUCAGCUCGAAGCGCCCCAGUCGGAAGAGGCUGUGGACGACGAAGAUAUCACCUUUGCCGCCGUGCUGGACUUGUUGAAGAGUAAGACUGGGCAGUUAUGGAGCAAACGGCCGCACGCGUCAAUUGCACUUGUCUUCCAAGAUGCCCCCGAUCUUCCCCGGCCUGCGCCGAUGCCCGUCCCGCAUCUCCACAAUUUCGGCGACCUGGCGGUCUCAGGUCGGCGGUUUCUCAAAAACGCGCACUUUCCCAUGAUACGUUAUCGUGUCCUAACUUGGCUCGCCAAAAACAACCAAAGGCAAACUUGCAUCCCACCAGCUGGUUUUCAAAGCAUGUUAGGCCGUGAGGAAGCGGAGGGGCUUGAUGCGGGGGACAAGCCGCGACCUGCGACCAUACCCUCGAACGUCGCGCUCGCUUCUCUCGUCAACAAAAGGGAGCGAGCCAAGACUUUGCAGAAGGUUCUCGUACGGUCAGCAAAAGGCGGCAAUGGUUCGGACGGAUUCAACACCUUCCCUUCGAUGGGAAGCGAUUGUCCUUGGAGCUUACAAGUCAGCAACGUUGCUCUGCAGUUUUUAAAGGCGCAUAACCGCAACGAGAAGUUGAUCCGCUCGCUUGUGCGCCUAAUCCGUGGUCAAUGGAAUCUUCGCGAGAUGGGAAAAGUAGAGGGCGAUAGCUUUCUGAAAACUUUACGAGUCGGAGAUCUGCAAGUUUUCUGGAGUUUGUACUUGGAUGCGAAGAAAAACCAAUUUACCCAAGUCAUCAAGAUCUGGGCUAUUGUCAACUCGGCGCACAGAUGCCCGGAACUCCAGAAAAUCAAGUGUCUCACAGACCGUUUGACUCCGGACAUCCUAGAGCAAUGCCGGUCGCCGCUCAAGAUCAUCGACGGGAAGCAUACGAUCUAUUUACCGCGAGAAUUUGAACGGGAAUGGCGUGGCAGCCGCCCUUUCGCCGCUUUCCGCUCAGACGCAGAUACGAUCAGUCCAGAACUCGAUCUGCAGGGGCUCGAUGACCUGAUGAGCUACGUUCGAUCGCAUCACCUGACAAAUACACACAUUGCAAUGCUUAAGGAAGGGCGGCUGGCGAACGUCGAGCUGCCUUUGGGGUUAAGCCCGGAGGAAGAAGCAGUCGUUUCUGACGAACAUAACAUGUUGAUCAUCGGACGAAGUGGUACGGGAAAGACCACGGUCUGUCUCUACAAGAUGUGUCGACGCCACGUCCCAUACCUCGAAAACCCCGAGAUAUUCGAGACGGAACAUCAUGAUGGCAUACCGCGUCAACUUAUGAUCACCGUGAGCUCCCGGCUCUGCGACACCAUGAAAGACUACUAUGCUCGGCUCCUUGGGUCUUAUGAAGACUGCGAUUGGUCGGAUAGCUUGAACGAAGCAGUUUCCUUCAAAACGUUUCGCCAGUGCCUACUCGAACUUGACAAUGUGACGCCGUCUUCAUUCUUCCAACCACGCAUGCAGGAAGCCGCGAGAGAUCUGGAAAGCCUGGUAUCUCGUACUAACAGCACUUCCAUCCCCGCCAAAGAAAUGGACUUCGGAAAAUUCGAGCUCUUCUAUUACCCGCACUUGAGUUCUCAAGUGACGAAAAGGUUUUCCGCUGCAUUCCUCUGGACGGAAUACACCUCCGUCAUCAAAGGGUCCGGCGCAGCGCUUCUUGAGCCAGCUCGGGUUCUUUCAGAAGGCGCUUACCUUGAGCUGGCUAAUUCGAGAAGUUCCACCGCCAGUACCGAAGAACGGCAGAGUGUAUAUGACAGCUACAAAACCUACGAGAAUAUAAAGAGAGAACGCCGCCACUACGACCUUCACGAUGCUGUGGCGUUUAUAUACCAACAGUUGCAAGGGCACAAGCUGAAAGACCAUGAAGGGGAAGAACUGAUCCGUAAGCUGAAGGCAACAGAAGUCGAUUAUAUGUACGUCGACGAGGUCCAAGAUCUGACCGAAGCGCAACUAACCUUGCUCAAAUAUCUAUGUCGAAAUCCUGAUGGGUUCUGUUUUGCGGGCGAUACUGCCCAAACAAUCACUUCGGGUGUGGGCUUCCGGUUCGAAACCUUGCGGCAUAUUCUAUUCAAUGAUUACAUACCACAUUUUCUUCGCAAGCAACCGACGGCAUCUUCCCACAAAGCUUCAGCACAUGGCAAUAAUCGCGGCAGAAUGUCCGACGCCUUCCCGAUACAUUCCUUGACGCAAAACUAUCCAACGAUUGACAAGUUAAAAAGGGAGAGCGCGCUGUGUGCAGGUGCGAUCCCCGUAUUCCUUCGAGAAACAUCGCCCGAACGCCUGCGAUGGGCUUUGUUUGGGAAAAAUGAGCAGCAGACCGGCGAUCAAGAUGCCGUUCUCGGGGCCGAGCAAGUGGUGAUUUUGAGGACCGAGAAAUCGAGGAAGCUGGUGGAAACCCUUCUCCCUGACACGUUGAUUCUUGAUAUUAUCGAAGCCAAAGGAUUGGAGUUCCAAGAUGUCCUCUUGUUCAACUUUUUCGAGGAUUCCACUUUUCGAAGUUGGCGUGUCCUUCUCGGAAUCGGCGGGCAAAUGAGCAAGGGCCCCGUCAAAGCGCCCGAGUUUGACGAACGGCAGCACCACGCGCUGUUAUGCGAGCUCAAAACCCUGUAUGUGGCCGUCACGCGCGCGAAGAAAAGGUUAUGGUUCUUCGACCAGAGCAAGGAAAAAAGGGAGAUCAUGCUUGAUUAUUGGGAACGUUCUGGUGUCCCACUUUCCUAUAUUACCGCCGAGGAUGCCAGCAACGCCACGUUGGCUCGCAGAAGUUCUGUCGACGAGUGGAAUAGCCGUGGCCAUUUUUUCAAACAGAAAGACAUGUUGGACCAAGCUCUCAGAUCUUUCCGAAAUGCACGCAAUACACGAGAGGUGGACGUUUGCAUAGCGAAGAGGACUUAUGCCGAAGGCCUCCGAGCUGCAGGACUUGGCGACGUCCCUGCAGCGAACGCCAAAUUCCUGGACGCGGCCAGCAAGUUUGAAAAAGUCGAUCUUCUGACCGACGCUGGUCAGUCCUAUUUCGAUGCGAAGAAAUGGAUACGCGCGGUGCAUGCUUUUGAAGAAGACGGCGAUCUAGAAAAUGCCAUGCGGACAUGUCUGAGAGGAGAGCUUGUGGAGGAUUUCCUUCGGCUCUCCAAGUCUGCGAAAUGCCCGAAGAAGUUAAAGACUGACAUAAGCCACCGAUUUGCCGUACGUUACCAUACCAAGAAGGCUUUCUCGAUGGUUGCUAAGAUGGUGGAGAACAUGUCAGAGAGCGAGUCGAAACGAAAAUUUUAUGAGGUAAACCCCGUGGUUUGUGUAUCCCGAUUGAGCAAACACCUUAACCAUUUGUUGCAUCAGCGAUACGGAUACUGGGAUCAGCUUGCGACUCUCCACCUUGAGCUUGGUCACGUCGAGGCCGCCGCCCAUACCUUCGUACGGCAGAGACUCUGGAAGAAGGCUUUGGAUGCGUUGCGGACUGACCGCUUUACAAACACAUCCGACGUUCAAUCGCGUUUGAACGAGGCGCGCGACUUGAUUCUCUGGGGCGCUCGAUGUUACAGUUUUCUGAAGAUUUUCGCACCAGAACGCGCAAAAUCUGACGAACAACUGCUUUCCGUUGCUCGGGAGGUCUCCUCGGUCGUUCCGCAAGAAUUCGAAGAGGCCACUCUGGGACAGAUCAUCGCAAAUGAGGGCCACUUCGAACGCAUCCAGGAAAGAUGGAAAGAGGACAACGGCAUCGCGGCACUCGCUCUGUUUUCCCUCGUCCGGGCUGUAUCUAGCCUUAUCGUGGACGCACAGUGGGCGCACGUUGUGCCGCAUACCGGGCUUCUAAUUCGAUGUGUGACAACCCUCAUCCUGGAGUUGGAGCACUCCAGGAAAUUUGGCCAACUCCGCUCACAAAGUCAGCACUUUUUCGGCAUUAGGAGCAAUCCGCAGAAUCCGGAUCUUUGCCGCAUUUACCCCGCAAUCUUUCAAAUGCUUGAUAACCGUCUCUUGACGGCCGACGUUGAGCACACGACCAUCUCCAAUUUCGCCAAACUUGCGAAUCAGUGGCUGCGGAACCAUAUGGUCAAACUUGCCGAGAGACUAAGUUUGACAGCCUUUCAACGAGCGGGGUUUUGCAAGCCGACGACCUAUAGAGAAUUGAUCGAGCUACACCUGGUUUCGGCUCUGCUGUAUCCAGUGCUGCCUUGGCGCGUGGAUCCGACCGUCGUUUACAAUAAUUUCCAGACUCCAGCAGUGAAAGCGCUCUUGGAAGAUCACAAGGCGUUGACUGAUGAAGCAGCCCUCUUACGGAAUUUGUCCACCGUAUCCCGCGCUCUCUUGCUUUACGAACACAGCUUCAGCGCCCCGAAAAUCAACGCACUGGCAUCCAUGACUAAACCCGAAAGGGGUUCUCCAAACGCACAAGCAUUUUACCUUUGGCACUCUUUCCGAUGGCUGAACACGAACGACAAAGCACAGGCGGUGCCAUGGGUCCGGUGGAACCGACGUUAUUCGGAAAUAUACCGCUUUUCGGAAAGGUCUGGUAGAGUUUGCAACGACAUAUUUAGGUUCACAACGUACGGAUCGGAUCCCGGCAACUUCAUUGAUGGCCAGGCAUUUGUAGACCUGAUGGAAAAGGUCAUCGCUACCCUACUUCUGGUGAAGCCCUCGGCCGCGCAUGCUGAACGACGCUGGGGUUAUUUCCUUAAGGAAAAAUUCAACUGGGACUACGAAAAACUCUUUCGUGAAACACUGGAACCGCUUUGUCAAAACCUGUCGGCAAUACUGAGUCGUGCUAAAUGGGGCCCGUUGGGGAGGCUCUUCGGGGCAAUCGAGGUUGCAGCGCAGCGUGGACUCCUCGCAAGGCUUAUCGAGUUGUUAACAUGCCUGCUGCUUUCACAUCCGUCGUUGCUCGACAAAGAUAGUCUUAGGGCUCUAGGUGAAAUCGCUGAAUCACGGUGGUUCUCUCAGAACCUGAUGAAAGAUCUGGAGUUCAUUCGACAAUGCUUGCAGCAAAGCACUGGCACUACUUUGGAACGAACUUUUGCAGGCUGCGAACCACAUCUAUUUCGUCUACUGAAGCGUAUGGGAGACGAAGUUUUGGUGAUAUCCGAUUGUCGGACGAAGCCAGGUCCGAGUUUGCAGAGGUUAAUGAACGUUCACCGCGACAUCGGCAUCCGGCGAAUCCUUAUGAACAAUUCCCGGGAGGCGCUCACUCUGAACUUGUCCGGGCUGAUUCCCAACUGGACAAUCGAGAACGUUUGUGUAUUACAGCGGAAUGAUAUAUCAGGGAAAAGCGCAGAGGAAUGGAACAAUGAUGAGGCGGAGGACGGGGAGUCUCAGGAGCAGCCGGAUCAGGAGAAGGAAAAGGAUGACGAUGCGCCCGAGAUGCAGAUAAAUCUUGGAAGCUUCUGCGAAUGCCGCAUUCGUGACCUCCUCCAUCGGGCUCGUAAGCACAUCAUCGAGAGGCGCGAGACAAUCUCGGCUCAGCAACGAGACCUGCAUGUAGCCGGAACGCUUAUGGAACAGCGGGAUGCCAGUCCGAAAUUUAAGGAUCUCUAUCUCUCGGAGGCCGCCGGCGUUCGCACUGAUGUGGCAAACGCGAUUAUGACUGCCAAGGAAGCAUUGGAGGGAUUAGCAACGCUGGGCGGCACAAGCGUCGAACAUGCCGAGAAACUCGAUCGUGCACACGAGAAGCUGGAGACUUUGGAGACUUCUUUGAUUUCUUUGGAUUUGUCCACCUCUGUCGACCUCUAUCGCAACAUAUGUCAACUAAAAGCUUUGAAUGCCAUUGGUCGUGGGUAUUGGAAUGGGUUUUGGAGCAAAUGGGGAACAGCCUGA